AUGUUAGAAAAAUGUUUGGGACCUCAAAGAGCUAGAAAAUUUCAGAGAUUUCUCAACCAUUGUAAGGUUACAAUCCUCUGUCUCUUCCUCACCAUUAUUGUCCUACGUGGCACCAUCGGCGCCGGUAAAUUCGGUACGCCGGAGCAAGAUUUCGUCGACAUUCGCAACCGUUUCACCUCUCGUAAGCUACCCGAAUCAUCUCACCGCAUUCUCGGCGAGAUUCAUUCAACAACAACAUCAACAUCUUCUUCUCGUUCAGAUAGUUCCACUUCUUCAACAAACAAUUACAAUGCUUUCGAUAUCAACACAAUAUUGGUCGAUGAAGAAGAAGAAGACAAAAAACGCAGCUUGAAUGAGCCUUAUCGUUUAGGACCAAAAAUUUCGAAUUGGGAUGAACAGAGAUCAAAAUGGCUUCUUGAAAACCCCAAUUUCCCAAAUUUUAUUCGACCCGAAAAGCCUCGUGUGCUUUUGGUAACUGGGUCAUCGCCAAAAUCAUGUGAGAAUCCGGUUGGUGAUCAUUACUUGUUGAAGUCGAUUAAGAACAAGAUUGAUUAUUGUCGUUUACAUGGUAUUGAGGUUUUUUACAAUAUGGCUCUUUUUGAUGCUGAAAUGGCUGGUUUUUGGGCAAAGCUUCCAUUGAUUCGUAAGCUUCUUUUGUCACACCCAGAAGUGGAGUUUCUAUGGUGGAUGGAUAGUGAUGCUAUGUUUACCGAUAUGGCCUUUGAGGUUCCUUGGGAGAAGUAUAAAGAUUCUAAUUUGGUUAUGCAUGGUUGGAAUGAGAUGGUUUAUGAUCAGAAGAAUUGGAUUGGGUUGAAUACCGGUAGUUUUUUGUUGAGGAAUUGUCAAUGGUCAUUGGAUAUUCUUGAUGCUUGGGCACCAAUGGGACCAAAAGGGAAAGUUAGGGAUGAAGCGGGGAAAGUGCUUACACGCGAACUCAAAGAUAGGCCGGUUUUUGAAGCGGAUGAUCAAUCUGCUAUGGUUUAUUUGUUGGCUAAGGAGAAGGAAAAAUGGGGUGAUAAGGUUUAUCUUGAGAAUGGUUAUUACUUGCAUGGUUAUUGGGGGAUUUUGGUCGAUAGAUAUGAGGAAAUGAUUGAGAAUUAUCAUCCUGGUUUUGGUGAUCAUAGGUGGCCAUUGGUGACUCAUUUUGUGGGGUGUAAGCCUUGUGGGAAGUUUGGGGAUUAUCCUGUUGAGAGAUGCUUGAAGCAGAUGGACAGAGCUUUCAAUUUCGGUGAUAAUCAGAUAUUACAGAUUUAUGGAUUCACACAUAAAUCAUUGGUUAGUAGGAGAGUUAGGAGAAUAAGGAAUGAGACUAAUAAUCCUCUUGAGGUUAAAGAUGAACUUGGUUUGCUCCAUCCAACUUUUAAAGCUGUUGAGGUAUCAUCUUCUAGGUGA
Messenger RNA from Trifolium pratense (red clover), 1392 nucleotides. RefSeq names its product xyloglucan 6-xylosyltransferase 2-like. Bases 1 to 1392 code for a protein of 463 amino acids. The transcript has a single exon. Gene Ontology annotation, biological process: xyloglucan biosynthetic process. Gene Ontology annotation, cellular component: trans-Golgi network; membrane; endosome. The record is from RefSeq and is a predicted model, not a curated record. Lineage: Eukaryota; Viridiplantae; Streptophyta; Magnoliopsida; Fabales; Fabaceae. Gene Ontology annotation, molecular function: xyloglucan 6-xylosyltransferase activity; UDP-xylosyltransferase activity; hexosyltransferase activity.